Molecule: messenger RNA, 1774 nt
Organism: Erythranthe guttata (spotted monkey flower)
Lineage: Eukaryota; Viridiplantae; Streptophyta; Magnoliopsida; Lamiales; Phrymaceae
Product: cytochrome P450 714C2
Molecular function (GO): monooxygenase activity; heme binding; oxidoreductase activity, acting on paired donors, with incorporation or reduction of molecular oxygen
Source: RefSeq, a predicted model, not a curated record
AGAGAGAGAGAGAGAGUUUUAGAGAGAGAGAGAGAGAGAGAACAGAGUUAGGGUUGAUUAACAAUGGAAAGAGAGACGAUUACAGCAACGAAGAUGAUUUUCUCACUAGCUCUGGGAAUUUUUUCACUGUUUCUUCUCCGAUUUCUGAAUGCUUUGCUCGUGAAGCCGAGAAAACUCAGAUCAAUACUCGAGAAACAAGGAAUCAGAGGCCCUCCGCCCUCGAUUUUGUACGGAAACAUACACGAAAUGAAGACGAUUGCUCAAAUUCAGAAGCCUCUGUUAAAAAAAUCACCAGCCCGGCCCGAAGAUUCGAUAGUUCAUUCAUGGUUCCCCUCCGUCUUCCCACACCUCGAUCAAUGGAGAAAUCAAUUCGGGCCGAUUUUUUCGUAUUCGACCGGAAACAUACAGAUACUUUGCAUUACAGAUCCAGAAAUGGUGAAGGAAUUGAGCCUCCACACAUCCUUAAAUCUCGGUAAGCCUUCGUAUCUAUCAACAGAGCGUGGUCCUUUGCUCGGUCGAGGCAUCUUAUCAUCCAACGGCCCUUAUUGGGCUCAUCAGAAGAAGAUUAUUGCACCUGAAUUUUACCUAGAUCGAGUCAAGGGUAUGGUGGAGUUGAUGGUAGAAUCCACAUCAACUAUGUUAAAAGAUUGGGAGAAGAAAACCGAGAGGUGUAACGAGAAGGUGGAAAUUAGAGUAGAUGAGGAUUUGAGAAGUUUGUCAGCAGAUAUAAUUUCGAGAACUUGCUUUGGAAGAAGGUAUGCACAAGGGGAAGAAAUAUUCAGCAAACUUCAAUCGCUUCUAAGGGUAAUGUCAAGGGGAAGCAUCGGAAUUCCCGGUUUAAGGCACCUUCCUAACAAGCACAACAAAGAGAUAUGGAAAUUAGAACGCGAGAUAGACUCGAAGAUACUAGAAGUAGUCAAAAGUCGAGGCGAAGGUGAUGGUGAGGAUAACAAUAACAAGAAAGACCUUCUGCAAUUGCUAUUAAGUGCAGCCGAGAGUUACGGAGAUGACAGCAAUAGCAUACCUGGAGAUAUCACUCCGAACAAAUUCAUAGUGGAUAACUGCAAGAACAUAUAUUUUGCUGGUCACGAGACCACAGCCAUUUCGGCAACUUGGUGCUUGAUGGUACUUGCAGCUUAUCCUUAUUGGCAGGAUCGAGCUCGUGAAGAUGUGCUUGAAGUAUGUGGCACAAAUGUCCCGACUUCUGAUAUGCUACGGAAUAUGAAAGUGCUGUUGAUGGUGAUUCAAGAAACCCUACGUCUCUACCCACCGGUAGCUUACGUGGUGAGAGAAGCCUUGCAAGAUAUCGAUUUCAAAGGGCUGAAAAUCCCGAAGGGCAUCAACAUUCAAGUACCCAUACCCGCAAUGCACCAGAGCAUAGACCUGUGGGGCCCGCAAGCGGGUCAGUUCGAUCCGGAAAGAUUCUCCAACGGGGUUUCGGGGGCUUGCAAGAUUCCACAGGCUUAUAUGCCGUUUGGUGUGGGGAAUCGGAUCUGCUUAGGUCAGCACUUUGCCAUGGCUGAACUGAAAGUCAUUCUGUCACUUGUGCUGUCCAAAUUUAGGUUGUCUCUUUCGCCGGAGUACCGCCACUCGCCGGCGUUUAGAUUGGUUGUACAGCCGGAAUAUGGAGUCAGUGUUCUUCUUGAGAAACUAUGAUGUUCUUUUGUUCUACUGUUUAUCAUGCAUCUGUAUCUCUACAUCUGUACGUGUACUUUUCUUCAAUGUGUGCAUUUCUUUUUUCACAUUAAGGAUUGACACUUGAAAGUCGGAUGGA